AUGGCGACUAUUCUUGAGAGCAAUUCCUUUUGCGACGUCCUGCCGACGGUGAUGCUGCGUGUGGAGCCGGCGCCGGUGGCAAUGCAGCACCACUUCAUCGUCAGCGCCCGCCACGGGUACAUGCUGCCGGUCCACAACUACACCUGCCAGGUGCGUCUGUUCUUUGAGCAGAUGCCCGCUGAGGAGAUGGUGCGGAUGCAGGAUGUGUUUGCGCUUGGCCUGCCGCUUGCCUUUUUGCUGCUGGCGGCGCCGUUUUUGUUGUGGCGCAUUGACCUGCUCCCCGGGUACCUCGUCGACAUUGACGUCAUCAGCUGGCUGUGGUACCUGCCGUACCUCCUGCGGGACGCCGUCAUCAAGGCGGCGGUGGGGGGGCGGCACGGUGCUUUGGGGGAUCUACCGCAACCGACGCGUUCGUGCGCGACAGCGUCAGCUGGAGAAACGGCAUCGUCACCUCAUGCAGGAGACAGAGCGUCGGCCCGGCAUGCACGAUGGCCCCACACCGCCCGCGCCGUUUCAGCUGCAGUCGCAGCACGAGACAUACGCGGCUGUUGA
Messenger RNA from Trypanosoma rangeli, 552 nucleotides. RefSeq lists its product as uncharacterized. The transcript has a single exon. The record is from RefSeq and is a predicted model, not a curated record. The coding region runs from base 1 to 552 and encodes 183 amino acids. NCBI's taxonomy places the organism in Eukaryota, Euglenozoa, Kinetoplastea, Trypanosomatida, Trypanosomatidae.